UACUAAUAGCAAUGUACAGUACAUUAUCUAAGCAUGAAGAAUUGUUUUUAUUUAAGACGCUUUAAGCAUUUGAAAAUGGUCUUUGGGUUCCUUUACCUUAUCACCUCAACAACACAUCUCAUCGGCCGGGCGGUGGCAGCUGUGCUGCACGUGGCCUGUAAUCCAGCACUUUGGAGGCGUCCAGGGUUGGUGGGUCACCACACAAAUGUUGUGAAACUCCUUUCGCGUGGCCGUCAAGAAAGAACUAAAAAUAAAUUUGAAGAUUCAUCUGAAGAGGAUGUGAAUGAAGUUAAACGAAGCAAGAUGGACAAUUCAUUGGAAAAAAUAGAACUGGCAUUGGAUGCGGAGGUGGCAGAGGACGAGGACGAGGGCGAGGGCGAAUGCACGCUGCCAAAGGACACCAAGCAGAGGCGUCGCUCGAGCUUCGUGCGAGGCCGCAUGCGCCAGUUGCUCGCCCCGCUGCACAGCGACACGUCCGAGCUUUAUAAGACGAUCAGCAUGGACUUGCCUUUGGAGGAGAGGCUGUGCCAUCUGCUGCAGGCGCUUUCCAGAACAUGCCUGCAAAAGCUGAAACUGUCCGAGGCCGACGCCGAGGGCUUUGACUUUGCCGCUUUUGAAGACAAAGCCAUGCAGUGCGUGAGCGAGGCUAUUGGGGCCCUUAAGAAGGAUGGGACGUUUCAGCAAUGCACCGAACAGCCUAAAAGCGUACCUCUCACUCCCAAGUCGGAGAAGAAGAUGUCUGUGGUCUUACGAGACAUAACCAGGCUGACGAGCGAGGAUGCCGCGUGGAAACAGCUCGUCGCAGUGUACCGGGGCCGCGCCGAGGAGACUUCCAGGAGAAAGGAGCAGCUCAGGACGUGUCAGGGCAAGGAGGCGCUGUUGUGUGUGCCACCCCUGUCGGAGGAGGUGGCCGCCUUGCUGGGUCCGGAGAAGCCCGACUACAGCGCGAUUCUCGCUGACCUUCCACGCACCACCGACACUGUGGAAAUUGUGCUCGACCAUCUGCAGGAAGUGGUGAGGCUUGUCACGAGCACGGUCACCGAGACGGAGCGCGUCAUCCAGAAGGAGGAGACGUUGAUGAGGAAUACUUUGUUUGGAAAAGUGGAGGCGUCGUGGGACUUCCUGACUGGAACGGUGGAUCCAGAAAAUCCAUCUCCUGUGAUCACGCUCUUCACCAAGUGAACCCAGAUCACUUACCCCAGAUCACUUUCUGGAAUUUGCUCUUUAUUUGACAAAAAAAAGCAUUAUUGAGGUGCCUGGCAGCUCGGGGGUGGGGCGGUGGUGUGGGGGUGCUAAUGCACGUAUUGUAGAGCGGAAUCAGAGCCGCCUAGAUCCUGCGCUUAAAUUCCACGCUCCCACCUUAGAUUAACGCAGCGGUCACCAAUGACUGCACCAAAUAAAGAACUGCAUAGAACUUCGCCUUCGCACUUUAUUUGGCUUCACCCAACCACCAUGAGGAUGUUUAUCCGUCAGACCCGCGUAGUUAAACCACUCGCUCAUCUCUUCAGCUGAAGAAUGUGCCCUAGAAGUCACGGUAAGUUUGACCUUUUUGAAGGAUGCCAGAAGGCCCUGUGAUAUCACAUCCGGGUACUUCCCCAAUGCGAUGCGAGGCUCCGCUGCGUUCUGGAGGUUUUUGGUACGUCAAAAGACGUUUCUGCCCUGUGCCAACAUAUGCCGUAGCGUGAUUGGGUUAAAUUGGACUUGUAUAACAGUAACAUUUAAUGACAAUGAUACAUUAUUGUUUUAAGUUUGCUGGUGCUUUAAUUCUAUAACAAUCACAAUAUGCCUGUGCCAGCAAAGAUAAGUAUUGGUAGAAAGUGUGUGGAUUUUCUUCCCCGCCCCCCCCCCCCUACUGAGCGGUGGUGGGCUGACCACUAGGCCUGUUGGCGUGGGAUCACCGAUACGAUGUCUGCUGCCGUCCUGCAACAACGGGAGACGUUCACCGACACGUGUUGGCUGUAUAGCGGAUGUUAUUAAAAGUGCCUGUAACAUUGGUAGAAAAAGGUGGCCGUUGUAUAUUGAUAACAAAUCGCACGCAAAUCAACUUAAUUAUUCCAAAUAGUUGUAAGAUUGCACAUUUUUUAAAGCGUUUUUUUUCCUUUGUAUUUUGUAGCAAAACAUGCGUGCAUACGCAUAUACGUCAAGGCCACCAUAACAUUUUAAGACUGCAUUGAAUAUAAAAAAACAUUAAGCGGCUUGCAAAAUAUAAAGACAACACGGCUUGCAAGUUAUGUUUUAUAUAUAUAUCUAUAUUUACAAAAUACUACCGUACACUGGUAAAUGCAUAUUCGAAUUGUCAAGUAAUGUGUGAAGAAAAGAGGUUCGGCUUUGCUUGAAAAUCACUUGAACCGAAUUGGACAACAUUUUCUUCAGAUGUAACUGCUCCAGUCCCUAGAUCUUCCUUCCAAUAGAGAUAAGGGCUCUCAAUGGGCUGUCACCGUGUUAACUAAAGGGCAGCGUGGGUUAAAUUUUUGGCCUAGGAUGACAAAUGGGAGAGUGAAUGAAAUACUUGCUAAUCCAAUUCUAACGGCAAGCGGCAAAGAUACACAUUAGGAAAGACCACUUCUCGUGUGUGCCUUUGUAGAUCACCACCCAUUAUUUUAGGUGACAAUUCUAGUUAGAAGGGCAAUCUCUUUUUUUGCUGCAAAUUCAAUUCUUGCCUCUGCAAUGCAGCAGGAUGACAUUCCGUAGCUGUUUGCAAAUGCGCUUGGCGAUUUAAUGCAGUCACUUCACCGUUUUCAUCACGCAUGUAAUCGUCUUGUAUAGAUGUAUGUUUCUGACCCAUUGGGCCAUUUUUAAUGUUUUUUUUUUUAAUAAACGUUGCUUCUGGUUCACA
Messenger RNA from Petromyzon marinus (sea lamprey), 2836 nucleotides. RefSeq names its product DSN1 component of MIS12 kinetochore complex (gene DSN1). Gene Ontology annotation, cellular component: MIS12/MIND type complex. The record is from RefSeq and is a predicted model, not a curated record. Gene Ontology annotation, biological process: cell division; chromosome segregation. Lineage: Eukaryota; Metazoa; Chordata; Hyperoartia; Petromyzontiformes; Petromyzontidae.